CCAUCUGCUACAGCUCAGAGCCAACUUCUGUUUCUGCAGACACCGGUCACUCUUCUCCUUUGCACCCCCGAGAGACGACGCAAACACCGGGGAGCAAGGGCAUCCCAGCAAGGCAUCCCAAGAGCAGGGUGGGAGACAGGGCUUGCCCAGUGUUUGCCCACAUGGCCCAGAGCGUGGUUUAUGCUGACCUGAGGUUUGCCAAGGUGGUGGGGGGCCGGAGCGUGGCCAACCAGGCGCUGGAGGCAGCCCUUGGCAUGGAUGACACGGAGAGCCCCUACGAGAAUAUGCAGUCUGUGCCAGUGGGGCAGGAUGGGGGUGGGGCCCAGCCCAGCCCAGGUGAGGGACCAGCUGGAGCCCAGGGGAGCUGGGGAGGUCCCGGUGCAGAGGGCUGGUCCCGCUGGUGGUGUGUCCGUGUGGGGCUGCUGACAACCUUCCUGGUGCUGCUGGUGGCCACUGUGGCCCUGGGGGCUUGCUACUGGCAGGUGACCCGCAGGCUGCAGGACACCUCCCGGGAGCACACGGCCGAGCAGGGCCGCCUCUCUCAGGAGGUGAGUGCGCGGGAGCAGAGCCUGGAGCAGACGCGGCUGGAGCUGGCGUGGGCCAAAGCGGAGCUGCAGCAAGCGUGGCGGGAGGGCAACAGAAGCCAGCUGGAGCUGGAGAGCCUGAACGCUGAGCUGUGGAGCAUCAAGGGUGCCAUGGGGAAGAUGGAGAAGGAGAUAAAAGAGGUGCAGGGGAAGCUCAACAACAGUGAGAGCACAGUGGCCAUCCUACGCUCCUGCACGGCUAUAGAUUGCUGCCCUGCAGGCUGGCUGCUGUACAGGGGCAAGUGUCUCUUUGUUUCAUCGGAAAAGAAGACAUGGGAAGAUAGCAAAGAUGAGUGUGAGAAGAAAUAUUCCCAACUCCUGGUCACCAAAUCCUGGAGUCGCUGGACUGUGCCGGCCUUCUUGAAGAAUGCAGACAUCCCAUACUGGAUUGGGCUGCAGAAGAGCAGCUACCCCUGGUAUGACUAUGGCUGGCUGGAGGAAGGGGACCCAGAUGGCGAGGGGUUCUCAGAUGCCUGGUUUUGGGUGGACGGCUCUCGUUAUGAAAGGCUGUGGCAGUCCAAGUCAAAUGGGUCCUGUGCUAUAAUAAGCCGUGGGAACAUCAAACCUGCCCAGUGUGCUGGUCCCAAUGACCUGCACUUCUGGAUCUGCGAGAAGGCGGCGGGGCCAAGCUCCCCAUUCAUGGGAUGACAACUGCUGUCCCCAGCAUUGCCAUGCACCUGCACCCUGCAUCACCUCUGCUUCAGCCCGGCUACAUCUCUUCCCAGGAUGUCCCAUCCCUGCGAACAACCCACCUCCCUCUCACAGAUGGGCUGCCCAGGUCCUUCCCCGCAAUGCCCAGUGAUGCUUGGGUUUCAUGCAGGCUGGGGGAGGCAGUGGUGGUGUCUGUUUCCCCCCACCUGAUGUGCUUCAGCAGAGCAGUACAGGCCCCACAGCCCAGCCCCACACCUGCAGUGGGUACUCUGAAUCUUCCUGAGCACGGGGGCUAGAGCGCAAUGGGGAGCCCAGACCCAGCCACAGAGCAGAGCCGGCCCCGAUGCUCAGUGCUGCAGCCAUGUGACAUCCCCAGCACGGAGACAGCUGUGGUGCUGGCUGGCACGGAUGCAGAAACAGGGGACGGCACAGCCCCACACCCAGUCAGCCACGGCAGGGACUUUUUGCUUGGCCCCAUCCCAGGAGCAGCUUGGCCACAGCUUUCAGGCAACCCAGCAAGUGUGCCCAAGGAGGGAAGCUGCACCUGAACCAACCAGCACCCGUGCUGGCUGCUGGGCUUAUUUUUUGCUAAUUAGGAAUCAGGGCAUUGACCUUUAGCAUUGUGCGAUGUGAUGGUGCCUCUCAAAAGCAAAAGCAACUCUAUCACUUGCAGCAGACUGACGCUUUGUGAGAUAAGUCAUCAGGACUUUAAAUAUAGUUACUAAACACAUGCACAUGCAAAGAUUAAGCAAAAUAGCCCUGAUGUCACAUUGCAGCCAGGCAAGAGCAGAGGAAGUCAUGAUCAACCAGGCGAAGAUAUUCUUAUUUUAUGAUGGGGUUGUGUGGGCCAUGUUUAGAUGAUAUAUAGUUGGUUAAUUGCUAUGGGAAUUAGCUUGCUUGAAGAGAAAAAGGGUGCUAGAGGAAGGCUUUUUGGAGGUGGCAUGUGUCUCUUCUCUGUCUUGUCUGCUGGCUGAACCCACUUCGUAGCAAUAAAGAGACACAGCUUGUCUGCUUUUUGCUUUCUUGUGCACCGCCACAAACACGGACUGAAGGGCAUGAACCCAAAGAACCUCAAUAAUAAACUGGAAUUUGACUGAA
This is a messenger RNA of Columba livia (rock pigeon), 2333 nucleotides long. RefSeq names its product B-cell differentiation antigen CD72. The coding region runs from base 162 to 1232 and encodes 356 amino acids. The record is from RefSeq and is a predicted model, not a curated record. NCBI's taxonomy places the organism in Eukaryota, Metazoa, Chordata, Aves, Columbiformes, Columbidae. Gene Ontology annotation, cellular component: plasma membrane. The transcript is spliced from 8 exons. Gene Ontology annotation, molecular function: transmembrane signaling receptor activity.